This is a messenger RNA of Trichoderma asperellum CBS 433.97, 665 nucleotides long. Lineage: Eukaryota; Fungi; Ascomycota; Sordariomycetes; Hypocreales; Hypocreaceae. The record is from RefSeq and is a predicted model, not a curated record.
CCUGUGGCGAGCCGCAUGAAGAUGGCCGCAUUUUACCACUGCCCGGCUGGCCUGCUACGUUGCAAUGCUAAGCCGCUGAGCAGGGAAAAAAAAAACAGAGAAGAGACGCAUUUUGCGGCAUGGGGAAGAGGUGGUUCAAGGAAGGUCCAGUAUCCAAUCCAAGGCACCUCCCUAGCAGGACGCACCUAAAAAAGAAACAUGCCUCGCAUCAGCCAAUCAAUCGCCAGGGUGCGCAGGGCGUCGACGCAUCAAAGCAAACGCCCCUGUGGCUUGUCUGGUACGUGCCGCCCAUCUGGACAGGUACCGUCUAGACCCUGCCCAAGAGCGCCUCACACGGGCAGGGGCCGAAGUACCCUUUGGGGGCCAGAUUGGUACCUGCCAGUUGAUACGCAAGCAUUGCAGCCACGUUCCUCAGCCUCGCAAAACGAAACUCGCUCGAACUCAAACUCGGCGAAACAGAAAACCCCCCAAAAGAAAAAAAAUAAACCGCGUCCAGUUGCAAACAAAUCAACCUCAAACCAGCAUCCCUGCCCGGCCGUGCCAGCACAGCACAGCACAGCUGCCAGCCUGUGCUAGCUGCAUCGCUGGAUGUACCUGUAACUCGCAUUGCAUACAGCCGCUAGUGCGCGAAUGCUUGUACCUGCGACCUGGAUUGCCUACUCGUG